GUGCAACGCAGAGACAAGGGUCGAAACAAGGCGAGGACUGCACAUCACCGACACAGGUCUCUGCUGUGGGAGAAUGAAACCAUUCUCAGCGUUUGCUCUUGUCUCCCUCUUUCUCCUCUCCACUGUGGCUGCAGAAUUUUCAUUUUCGGAUGAGGCCACCGAGCCGAUUUGUGAGCAGCUCAGAGAAUUGUUCCAAGUAUGCCCAAAAAGUUACAUACCCGUGUGUGGAACUGAUGGCAUCACCUAUGACAACGAAUGCCACCUUUGCAAUGCAGCUCAAAAAGACCAAACUGAAAUCUUGAUCCAGAAAUUCGGACCAUGCGGAAAUCAACGUCGCACCGAUUAACCAGAUUCCACAAAUUGGUCAAAUUAACAUAUUAUUGUCGGUUGUAUGUAUGUGUCAACGAUGGGGAAAAUAGAGACAAUCAAAACA
Molecule: messenger RNA, 433 nt
Organism: Amblyraja radiata (thorny skate)
Lineage: Eukaryota; Metazoa; Chordata; Chondrichthyes; Rajiformes; Rajidae
Product: trypsin inhibitor ClTI-1-like
Exons: 4
Coding region: 74-346 (90 amino acids)
Molecular function (GO): protein binding; serine-type endopeptidase inhibitor activity
Source: RefSeq, a predicted model, not a curated record